Messenger RNA from Oncorhynchus kisutch (coho salmon), 3662 nucleotides. Its product is annotated as wiskott-Aldrich syndrome protein family member 3-like. NCBI's taxonomy places the organism in Eukaryota, Metazoa, Chordata, Actinopteri, Salmoniformes, Salmonidae. Gene Ontology annotation, biological process: positive regulation of Arp2/3 complex-mediated actin nucleation; actin cytoskeleton organization. The coding region runs from base 131 to 1552 and encodes 473 amino acids. The record is from RefSeq and is a predicted model, not a curated record. Gene Ontology annotation, cellular component: SCAR complex; cytoskeleton. The transcript has 9 exons. Gene Ontology annotation, molecular function: actin binding; Arp2/3 complex binding; protein kinase A regulatory subunit binding.
GAUUGUUUAGAGUGGCCAGACCGCCAGGGACACAGAUGGCAGCGCGAACAGGAGGAGUAUCUAACGGGACAUGCUGCCAGAUUAAUCUAUUACAUUUCUGACUGCUGGUGUGACAGUGUGAGGCAUCACCAUGCCUCUGGUGAAGAGGAACAUCGACCCGCGCCACCUGUGCCGGGGGGCAUUGCCAGAGGGCUUAGGCAGUGAACUGGAGUGUGUGAUGAACAACACCCUCUCCUCCAUCAUCCGCCAGCUCAGCAGCCUGAGUAAACAUGCGGAGGACAUCUUCGGAGAGCUGUUCAAUGAGGCCAACAUGUUCUACCUGAGAGCCAACUCCCUGCAGGACCGCAUCGACCGCCUGGCCGUCAAGGUCACUCAGCUGGACUCCACCGUGGAGGAAGUCUCUCUGCAGGACAUCAACAUGAAGAAGGCGUUUAAGAGCAGUACCGCCCAGGACCAGCAGGUGGUAUCCACGAGGAGCGUUCCCAUCCCUGUCAAGGAGAUGUACAACCUGAGUAACAAACCUCCACCUCUCAACAUCCUCUCCAAAUAUAGGGAUGACCACAAGGAGGGGCUGAAGUUCUACACUGACCCCUCCUACUUCUUCGACCUGUGGAGAGAGAAGAUGCUGCGGGACACGGAAGACAAGAGGAAGGAGAAGAGGAAGAACAAAGAGCAGAAGCGUUGUGUGGACGGGACGUUGCAGAGGGAGGUGAAGAAGGUGCGUAAGGCUCGGAACCGUCGCCAGGAGUGGAAUAUGUUGGCCCUGGAUAAGGAGCUGAGGCCUGACCACCACCACACACACUCUCUCCACCGGGGGGCCACCUGCGAGGGAUCACUAUCCCCUGAGAUGAGGGGUCUUGGGCCUGACCACCACCAACGCCACUACCCUCACUCAACCAAUCAUUCUGGUCACGCCCACACGUACUCCGGCCCGCCUCCCAGUCUCCUGGCUGCUCAGCUGGCUGCUCAGGGAAACGCCACUCUGGACCAUGCCUACAGGGGAUACAACCUGGGUCGCCCCCACAAUGCUCCACCCCGUCUCCCUCCCAUUGAGAACAUGAAUGGAUCCAUGUCUCUACGACCUGUGGACUACAGUAUGGAGGGAUAUGGAAACGGCUCCCCUCCUCCUGCUCCUCUCAUGCCAUCUGCACAAUCUGCCUUUGCCACGCCCCCCGGAGGCCCACUUCCUCUUCCAGGUCUAAUGGGAUCAGUUGGUGUCUAUGCCCUGCCCCCACCGCCAAUCGCUGGGUCGCUGGUGGCUCCAACUCCCCCAAUGCCUCCGCCCCCUCCUCCAGGCUCCUCCUACUCUACCACUCCCAAGAUGUCCUCCGUGCCCCACAAUGCCCAGCCUGUUAAUGAUGCUCGUAGUGAUCUGCUGGCUGCCAUACGCAUGGGUAUCCAGUUGAAAAAGGGUCAGGAACAGCAGGAACAGCAGGCUAAGAGAGAGCCUGUAGGGAACGACGUGGCCACCAUCCUCUCCAGACGCAUCGCUGUCGAGUACUCCGACUCCGAAGAUGACUCAGAGCUGGAAGAGAACGACUGGUCCGACUAACACACACACAUCACUCACUCAAAAGCUGAAAAGCACAUACAUGUGGACGUUCACAUCCACACAAAAAAUAAACCACUAAAUGGUUCACUGAGUGUACUAAACAUGAAUAACACAUUCCUAAUAUCAAGUUGCACCCCCCUCCUCCUUUUGCCCUCAGAACAGCCUCAAUUCGUAGGAGCAUGGACUCUACAAGGUGCUGGAUGUCCUUUGGGUGGUGAACCAUUCUUGAUACACAUGAUAAAACUGUUGAGUGUGAAAAACCCAGCAAUGUUGCAGUUCUUUACACAAACUGGUGCAUCUGGCACCUACUACUAUACCCGUUCAAAGGCACUUACAUGUUUUGUGUUGCCCAUUCACCCUCUCAUUGGCACACAUACACAAUCCAUGUCUCAAUUGUCUCAAGGCUUCAAAAUCCUUCUUUAACCUGGCUCCUCCCCUAUACCGAUACUGAUUGAAGGGGAUUUAACAGGGGAUUAUAGCUUUCACCUGGAUUCACCUGGUCAGUCUAUGUCACAGAAAGAGCAUGUUUUGUACAUUCAGUGUAUAUACUGUCAUUAUAAAGAGAACAGUUGUCUAUAGUUUCCUCAAACUGCAGUGCAUGCAUAGUAAGCAGAAUUUAGUGCAUGUUUUGUUUUGUACACUCAGUGUAUAUAUACCAACAAAACGUAAACAAAAACACACACAUACAGGAUGUAUUUGUACAUUUUAUAAGCUGGGUGACCCCUGGUCACAUGUAGCACUGCUGGUAAAUCAGACUCCUGCAUCAGCCGCUGAAGGGUCCAGAACUGGACCUCUAGUGGUGUACUCAAGAUGCACACUAUCGGGUUCAGCUGCUAUACUGACACUAAUUGCAACUAAACGUUCAAUUCAAUACUAUUACUGUUAACAUUUAAAACUCUCAAGCAAUGCUCAGGGCAUCUUGAAUACACCCCAGGAGACCACAGUGUGUCUCUGUAUAAUAUGUUAUCCAUAAUAACACUAGUAAAGCCCUGUUUGUGGCACUCAUCUCAUGUAUAGUUACAGUCUUAAUAAGGGCCUUACUUAGAGAACCCCCCCUACUUAGAGAACCCCCCCCUUGGGAAGACAGUCUGCGUCUUUUUUCUAAUGUUUUUACUGAAACACUUCAUCUAGGACUGAGACCAAUUUUUAUGUGUAGAUUAUAGCAACAGGAAGAUGAAGAGAAGUCAAAAGGAACCGUGUGGACUGCUGCUCAGGGUAGUAUUCAGAAGGAACCGUGUGGACUGUGCUGGUCAGGGUAGCGUUCAGAAGGAACCGUGUGGACUGUGCUGGUCAGGGUAGCAUUCAGAAGGAACCGUGUGGACUGUGCUGGUCAGGGUAGCGUUCAGAAGGAACCGUGUGGACUGCUGGUCAGGAUAGCGUUCAGAAGGAACCGUGUGGACUGUGCUGCUCAGGGUAGCGUUCAGAAGGAACCGUGUGGACUGCUGGUCAGGGUAGCGUUCAGAAGGAACCGUGUGGACUGUGCUGGUCAGGGUAGCGUUCAGAAGGAACCGUGUGGACUGUGCUGCUCAGGGUAGCAUUCAGAAGGAACCGCGUGUGGACUGUGCUGGUCAGGGUAGCAUUCAGAAGGAACCGCGUGUGGACUUUGCUGGUCAGGGUAGCAUUCAGAAGGAACCGCGUGUGGACUGUGCUGGUCAGCGUAGCGUACUUGGGAACCGCGUGUGGACUGUGCUGGUCAGGGUAGCGUUCAGAAGGAACCGUGUGGACUGUGCUGCUCAGGGUAGCGUUCAGAAGGAACCGUGUGGACUUUGCUGGUCAGGGUAGCGUUCAGAAGGAACCGUGUGGACUGUGCUGGUCAGGGUAGCGUUCAGAAGGAACCGUGUGGACUGUGCUUGUCAGGGUAGCAUUCAGAAGGAACCGUGUGUGGACUUUGCUGUUCAGGGUAGCAUUCAGAAGGAACCGCGUGUGGACUUUGCUGGUCAGGGUAGCAUUCAGAAGGAACCGCGUGUGGACUUUGCUGGUCAGGGUAGCAUUCAGAAGGAACCGCGUGUGGACUUUGCUGGUCAGGGUAGCAUUCAGAAGGAACCGCGUGUGGACUGUGCUGGUCAGGGUAGCAUUCAGAAGGAACCGCGUGUGGACUUUGCUGGUCAGG